Manihot esculenta (cassava) is the source of this 2638-nucleotide messenger RNA. RefSeq names its product mitogen-activated protein kinase 9. The record is from RefSeq and is a predicted model, not a curated record. The transcript has 11 exons. Gene Ontology annotation, biological process: protein phosphorylation; intracellular signal transduction. The coding region runs from base 418 to 2286 and encodes 622 amino acids. Gene Ontology annotation, cellular component: cytoplasm; nucleus. NCBI's taxonomy places the organism in Eukaryota, Viridiplantae, Streptophyta, Magnoliopsida, Malpighiales, Euphorbiaceae. Gene Ontology annotation, molecular function: ATP binding; MAP kinase activity.
CACACAGCCUUCAGGUUUCAAAAAUCCUUCAUGCAAUUAAGGUUUGAGUUCAUCCCAAGUUCGAAUUUAUAAAUGUAAUUCCAAAUCAAAUUCAAUCUCGAAGUUGAUUUCAAUUCUGAUUUCACAGAUGAUGGAGAUGUGGACUGUGGAAGGAAAUGGCGCAAUGAAUAAUUUCCUGAUGCAAUAAAAUAAUAUAGAGGAAGAAGGAACUUGACCAUGUCUGCGUCCUAAAAUAAUACUAGAGCAAAGAUAGAAGACAGAGACAUACAUGCAAGAAUAGCAAACCCUCUGAAUCAGAUUGAGAUGGCAAAUCUACCGCCAAAUUAGGGAACCCGAAACCAAAAGAAUUGGGAGAAAAUUGAAAGGUGGGCAAAUGCUGGAAUUGUGUGGAUGUGUAUCAAAUAGCUUGAGAUUUAUAUGGGGAGAGGAAAUCUCGUGGAUGGUGUUCGUCGCUGGUUUCAACGCCGCAACACUUCAUCAUCAUCGGUUUCAUCUUCUAAUACUGUAAAUUGUGGAGAUAAUAAUAAUAAUAUUAGUGGUCAGCCACAAUCGUCGGCUACUGUUGUGCGUGAAAGGCUAAGCGAGGAAGGAGUUGGAGAACAGCAGCUGGAAGAGGAGAAUCAGCUUAAGGUUAUUGAGGAUUUUGAUUUCUCUGGAUUAAAGCACAUUAAAAUUCCUAAACGAAAUACCCAUUUCGCUUUUGGCUUUGCUGCUACCACUACUACUACAAUGGAUGCACACAAGAAGGGCUCUGCUGAAGCAGAUUUCUUCACCGAGUAUGGAGAGGCGAGUCGAUACCAAGUACAAGAAGUUGUUGGAAAAGGCAGUUACGGUGUUGUUGCUUCUGCAACUGACACUCAUACUGGAGAAAAGGUUGCAAUCAAGAAGAUAAAUGAUGUUUUUGAGCAUGUUUCUGAUGCCACACGUAUUUUGAGAGAAAUUAAGCUUCUUCGGUUGCUUAAACAUCCUGAUAUUGUAGAAAUAAAGCAUAUCAUGCUUCCUCCUUCACGUAGAGAAUUCAGAGAUAUCUAUGUUGUUUUUGAGUUGAUGGAAUCAGAUCUUCACCAAGUAAUCAAGGCAAAUGAUGAUCUUACUCCUGAACAUUAUCAGUUUUUCUUGUACCAGCUUCUUCGUGGUCUGAAAUAUAUACAUACAGCCAAUGUAUUUCAUCGAGAUUUAAAGCCAAAAAACAUUCUUGCUAAUGCUGAUUGCAAACUGAAGAUUUGUGAUUUUGGUCUUGCUCGAGUAUCAUUUAAUGAUGCCCCAUCAGCUAUUUUUUGGACUGACUAUGUAGCAACAAGAUGGUAUCGUGCUCCUGAACUUUGUGGCUCUUUUUUCUCCAAAUACACCCCUGCAAUUGAUAUUUGGAGCAUAGGAUGCAUAUUUGCUGAAAUGCUUACAGGAAAACCAUUGUUUCCUGGGAAGAAUGUGGUGCAUCAACUGGAUCUCAUGACUGAUUUGCUUGGCACCCCUCCUCCUGAAUCAAUUGCUAGAAUUAGGAAUGAGAAGGCGAGGAGGUACCUUAGUAACAUGAGGAAGAAACAACCAGUUCCAUUCACACAGAAGUUCCCAAAUGUAGACCCUUUGGCUCUAUCCCUUCUUGAGAAAUUACUUGCAUUUGAUCCUAAAGAUCGUCCAACAGCUGAAGCGGCAUUAGCUUAUCCUUAUUUUCAAGGUUUGGCAAAUGUUGAUCGCGAGCCAUCAUCUACUCAACCCAUUUCAAAGCUGGAGUUUGAGUUUGAGAGAAGGAAAUUGGCAAAAGAUGAUGUGAGAGAAUUGAUCUACAGAGAGAUACUUGAAUAUCAUCCUCAGAUGCUGCAGGAGUACCUUCAAGGUGGAGAACAAACAAGCUUUAUGUACCCCAGUGGUGUUGAUCGAUUUAAGAGGCAAUUUGCACAUCUUGAAGAGAAUUAUGGUCAAGGUGGUAAAGGUGGAAAAGGUGGUAAAGGUGAAAGAGGCACUCCCCUCCUAAGGCAGCAUGCUUCCUUGCCUAGAGAACGGGUUCCUGCUCCCAAGGAGAAGACUUCUGAGAAAAACAAUGAUUCGAGUAGCCAAACUUCAUCUUCUGUUGCAACUAAUGGUUCAGAAAAUGCGGUGGUAACACAGAAUGGCUCUUCCACACCAAACCGCACCAAUCGUAGCUUAUUGAAGAGUGCUAGCAUUAGUGCUUCCAAGUGCAUAGGGGUCCAGUCACAAAUGGAUAUACAGGAGACAAUUGAUGAGCUCAAUAGUGAAUUUGAAAGUGACUCGUCUGAGAAGAUUGCAAACGAAAACCUCCAUGCCUGAUUCCUGAUUUUUGUCAUAAUCUCAUCUGCAAAUUCAGAUGGCUUUAACCUCAACAUCUGCUCAAUUUCCCUCAAUUAUAUGAACAGUGGGUGUUUCUCAAUGAGCUAAAAGGAGGAUCAUAACAGUAGGAGUUCAUUUUAUGAUAAGAGAUGGAUGCUUUCUUGUUAAUAGCUCCAUCUGUAAUAUUUUGUAUCAUCUGUAAUUUGGACAAACAAUAUAGUAUUAUUAUCUUUUCCCUUUGGCUUAGUGUGAUGUCAGGGGGAAAAAAGAAAAACAAUUUUGGCCUAAAGAGGAAGGGGCAUUAUUGGAUUAAUGUUUUCAAAAGCAAUGAAGAAAUUUCAGCUUUAAAUUA